GCGGCCGUCUGCAAUUAGGGGAGAUCUUGCCGCUAAUCCGCAGCCGAGGCGCUCUUUUACGUCAGCAAUAACCGUUAACUGAGUAGGCCUGUACCGAUAUAUAUUUCAUCAAGACACUUUGAGGGUAUUUCUCCAAUCGGACAACUUCUUAUCUAGUUAGCCAAACGACAAAGAAUGCGAGUGUGGUGUCUUGUGUAAAUGAUGACCUCAAAAAUGGAUUUCCUCGGGUACAUCAUUUUAGCUGCGGCGAUUUCUUCCACUUGGAUACAAGGUGUGAGGUGCCUAAGGCUGACAGAAGUCCGCAUAGAACAACACACAGUUCGCGGCAACAGCUCGCAGCUGCUCUGCCAGUUCGACCUGCAAGGAGAGACACUGUACUCUGUCAAGUGGUACAAGGACGGUAACGAGUUCUUCCGUUUCCUGCCGAGGGACAGCCCGCCUGCCCAGAUAUUUCCUCUCCCAGGAGUUGCAGUUGAUAUCUCACGAUCCAAUGAAUCUCACGUGACGCUGAAGGACCUCACUCUGUCCAGCAGUGGACGUUAUAGAUGUGAGGUGUCGGCAGAGGCACCCUCCUUCCAAACAGUCUCAGACCAUGGGGAUAUGCUCACUGUCGCUCUACCAGAGGAGGGGCCACGCAUUACAGGAGGGAAGCCAAGGUACCAGGUCGGGGACACCGUGAGGGUCAACUGUACCUCUGGCAGUUCCAAGCCUGCAGCCUCCCUCAUGUGGUUCAUCAACGGGGAACAGGUCAACAAUUCCUACCUGAGAGGUCCGACCGUAGAAUAUGUGGGGAGGGAGGGUCUGGAAACCGCAACUUUAGGUCUGGAGUUUAAAGUGGAGGCGAGACACUUCCGGCGAAGUGACCUGAAGUUGAAGUGCCUGGCGACCAUCGCUACGGUCUACUGGAAAAGCAAUGAGGAGAGUGUGGAGGGUGAGAAGCCUCAGCGGUCACCGGCCCUUGAGGUCAAGGACAUCCCUACUGAUAGGUCCAGGGCUGAUAGGGUUCAAGCUUCUCAGGCCUGUGCAUUCUACGCCUGCAGCGGCCAAGUUCUGUUAGCCGUGCUCCUUGGCCACCUCACAGUCACUGCUAGAUAACAAUCACGGCCGUCUACAGCCCGAGGUCGCUAGAGUCUCAUGUAACAUAAAUACUUGGCCUGUAAAUAUACCUGAUUCGCCAGUAAAUACAGCCCUGAUUGCAACAUACACUAUGUAUACACGAUUCUCACGAACAUUUGUAUACAAUUCCUACUUAAAUUUACUUAUUAUUCAUUUAUGUUUUAUUAGAUUAGAACUAUAUGUAACUACAUUAGUUCUUUAUAUUUUUUAUUUUACAAAAUAUAUAUGUUUUCUGACCUAAACAUCGUAGCUACAAUAAUAUUUGUUCCAUGAAUUUUUCAACAUUUUGUUUUGUAACCCGAAAAUUGUUUAUUGUUUCAAUGUAAUUAGGUUAUCUAUACGUAUCUAUUACUUAUAUAAAUUAUAUGGUAUAAUUUUAGAAACUAAUAUUGCCGUAUGAUUAUUAAUAUAUUUAAUGUAUAUUAUUGAACUACAAAACGUUCAUAGUUAUUUAAACAUAAUUUUAAAUUAAAAUCAAUAAAACAACACAAUAUCUGGUAUAUAAAGGUAUAGUAAAAUAACAUCACUAAAACCACAAGUAUAUCAAUAUUUAAUGACAUAGUGUAUUUUGUAAUCGAAUAUUGAGAUGUUAUGUUGCUCUUCGCACUUUUAUAUAUUAGCGAUUCUCUUGGGUGUUAUUCUAGUAAACGGUUUAUAAUGUAUAUAUUGCACUAACUGUUAUAAUGUAUUCUUUUAUAGAAAUAAUGUUGCAGCUAUGAU
Molecule: messenger RNA, 1836 nt
Organism: Homalodisca vitripennis (glassy-winged sharpshooter)
Lineage: Eukaryota; Metazoa; Arthropoda; Insecta; Hemiptera; Cicadellidae
Exons: 6
Coding region: 199-1095 (298 amino acids)
Source: RefSeq, a predicted model, not a curated record